Molecule: messenger RNA, 1867 nt
Organism: Herpailurus yagouaroundi (jaguarundi)
Lineage: Eukaryota; Metazoa; Chordata; Mammalia; Carnivora; Felidae
Gene: TOX2
Product: TOX high mobility group box family member 2
Exons: 9
Coding region: 16-1548 (510 amino acids)
Biological process (GO): regulation of transcription by RNA polymerase II
Cellular component (GO): nucleus
Molecular function (GO): chromatin DNA binding
Source: RefSeq, a predicted model, not a curated record
CUUUCUCUGCUGAUUAUGCAGCAGAAUCGCACAGAGGCUGUCGCGGGCGCGUUCUCUCGCUGCCAGGGCUUCUGUGGAAUGAGACUCGGGCUCCUUCUACUUGGGAGACGCUGGUGCAUUGCAGGUGUGUUUCAGCAGAAGUUUGAUGGUGACAGUGCCUACGUGGGGAUGAGUGACGGGAACCCAGAGCUGCUAUCGACCAGCCAGACCUACAACAGCCAGAGCGAGAGCAACGAAGACUAUGAGAUCCCCCCGAUAACACCUCCCAACCUCCCUGAGCCAUCCCUCCUGCACCUGGGGGACCACGAAGCUGGCUACCACUCGCUGUGCCACGGCCUCACGCCCAACGGACUCCUCCCUGCCUACUCCUACCAGGCCAUGGACCUCCCAGCCAUCAUGGUGUCCAACAUGCUGGCCCAGGACAGCCACCUGCUGUCAGGCCAGCUGCCCACGAUCCAGGAGAUGGUCCACUCGGAGGUUGCUGCCUACGACUCGGGCCGGCCUGGGCCCCUCCUGGGCCGCCCGGCGAUGCUGGCCAGCCACAUGAGUGCCCUCAGCCAAUCCCAGCUCAUCUCUCAGAUGGGCAUCCGGAGUGGCAUUGCCCACAGCUCCCCGUCACCCCCAGGGAGCAAGUCAGCGACGCCGUCUCCCUCCAGUUCAACUCAGGAGGAGGAAUCAGAAGCGCAUUUCAAGAUGUCCGGAGAGAAGAGACCCUCGGCUGACCCAGGAAAAAAGACCAAGAACCCAAAGAAGAAGAAGAAGAAGGACCCCAACGAGCCUCAGAAGCCUGUGUCGGCCUAUGCGCUCUUCUUCAGAGACACUCAGGCCGCCAUCAAGGGACAGAACCCCAGUGCCACCUUUGGAGAUGUGUCCAAAAUCGUGGCCUCUAUGUGGGACAGCUUGGGAGAGGAGCAGAAGCAGGCCUACAAGAGGAAGACCGAGGCAGCAAAAAAGGAGUAUCUGAAGGCUCUGGCAGCCUACAGGGCCAGCCUCGUAUCCAAGAGCUCCCCAGACCAGGGCGAGACCAAGGGCACUCAGGCAAACCCGCCGGCCAAAAUGCUGCCACCCAAGCAGCCCCUUUAUGCCAUGCCGGGCCUGGCCUCCUUCCUGACGCCAUCGGACCUGCAGGCCUUCCGCAGUGGGGCCUCUCCCGCCAGCCUUGCCCGGACGCUGAGCUCCAAGUCACUGCUGCCUGGCCUCAGCGCAUCCCCGCCACCGCCCCCCUCCUUCCCUCUCAGCCCUCCACUGCACCAGCAGCUGCCGCUGCCGCCCCAUGCCCAGGGUGCCCUCCUCAGUCCGCCUGUUAGCAUGUCUCCAGCCCCCCAGGCUCCUGUCCUGCCCACCCCCAUGGCACUGCAGGUGCAGCUGGCUAUGAGCCCCUCACCUCCAGGGCCACAGGACUUCCCUCACAUCUCCGAGUUCCCCAGUGGGUCCGGACCCCGCUCACCCGGCCCGGCCGAUGCCCCGAGCAGCAGCGGAGACUGGGACAGCAGUGGCGUCAGCGCGUGCAGCCUGCUCCCCAGGGAUAAAUCGCUCUACCUCACCUAAUCCCGCCUCCCCUCUCCUCCCUGAGGCUUGCUGGAGGGGCACUGCUCCGAGCCUGAAGGGCCCACAGCAGAAGGGGAGCCUUGGCAGGAAGCGGGGUGACCGGAAAGAGACGGCAGUGACACACGGACGCCCCGGGGCCUCGUCUCUUCCUCCACCUCACACCAGACUCUGCAGAGGCAGCCCGCCGCCCCGCCGCCAGCCCAAAGAACCUGCAGGAACCUUCUGCCCCCGACCUGCUUGCUCCAGGGUUACCGUGGACCCCGCUCCUCGCCCUGCACGCCGUACUCUGCGUCUGGACGUCUGGCCCCAGCCCAGGCUC